Molecule: messenger RNA, 4309 nt
Organism: Seminavis robusta
Lineage: Eukaryota; Bacillariophyta; Bacillariophyceae; Naviculales; Naviculaceae
Source: the annotation of a GenBank genome assembly
AUGGCUUUACAGCAUACAGUACACCAUGGAAAACCUCUUUACAGCCAAGAAGCAGACGACAAUGAUUCCACGAGUGCCGAUGAUGUGGACGCGAAACAAAGAGCCAUUUCGGCGCUCUCGCGACCCAAUCCAAGGAGUUUGGACAGAGAAGACAACUUAGACAGAGACAACCACAGAAGCUUUUUGCCUCCUCCCUUGGACCCUCUGCCCAAUGCACCCGUUCCCAACAGGCAUGGGAAAGGACCUAGUUCUAGUAGUUCUAGCAGUGCUAGCAGAGCCAAGGCCAGGAUGCACCCAUCCAAAAAGUUUCUGCAUGCUCCUUCCUCUUCUUCUGAUACUACAUUUAGUACUAGUAGAAAAGAAAGACACGAACGACCAUCAUCCACCACCACCAACACAAACAACACUAACAACAGGCAAAGAGGAAGGAGGUCACCAAGCAGAAAAGAAAACCAAGCGGAACCCAAACGAUACGCCAGCAUGUUGCCUCCUCCUCUCAAGGAUCCUGCUCAAUUCAUGCAACAAGAAGACGACGAACAUGACGACGACGACGACGACGAUCAACCAGUCAAGCCAUCCAAUUUCUUGGACAAUUACGUCGUCUCGGAAGACUCCACCACCGCAACAACUACUACUACAGGUACUGCCGCACCACCUUCUACAACCACGUCGACGUCUUCUACCAAUGAUACAAUCACCCGUGCUCCUUCCAAUGGCCUUUCCUCAUGGGAACAUUUCCUGGGCACCAAGCCAAGACCAGAGUCAAACAAAAGCAACAGCAAAAGCAAGAAGAAACCAAAGUCUUCUACUAGCAGCACCGACAGCUCCGAGGAAGGAGACAACGUCAUGGCCAAACUGCCAUCAAUUCAAGACUUGUUUCCUCCUGAUCUAUCCCUAGGACACACUAGUAGCAGCAAAAAGGCGGGGGCGCCAUCCUCGUCCAACGAUGUGUCUUCUCUCUUUCCAGGAAAAACAAAUACCGGUACACAACAAUCACCGCGCCAAAGGGGGCGAAAUCUGCAAACCACAAAUUAUGACGGACCAGCAUCGUCCGCGAGAACUGAUGACAGAUCUUCAUCAUGGAUGGAUAGACAGCAAGAACGAAAACCAAAAUCGACCACUGGGCAACAACAGUCGUCAGCAUCCCUAGGAGGCGUUUUGCCAGUGAGCGACCUAUUCUACCGAUCAUCCUCGUCGUCUUCGCAAUCAUCCAGAGGAAACAAUGUUGCGGACAGCAACAAGAAAGCCUCCAAAUGGGAUCAGCUACUCAAGUUGGGAGGAAAUCAAACAGCUUCAGGCUCCACAAACAAACAGAGCAGUAAAGCUACGACCAACAGCAAUAACCGAGCCAACAAAUCACUACCAAACAACAACAAAUCACAACAACACUCAAACAAAGGAUCCAGCAGCAAACGGCGAAAAAUGGUUCGUCGGGGGAUGGAAAUGUUAGUUGGAGGAGUUCCUGUCAAUGCCGAUCCACCACAACGGAGCAUGGAACUUGUCUAUGAUACAAAGCUACCUUGGUACGAUGCCGUCGCCAUCAACACACACGACUUUGGGGCCUUCUUCCAUUCCGGAUCCAACUUGACAAACACACAAUUGGCUCUCUAUUGCGAGUAUUUUGUACACAAUACGUUACGGUGGGAUGUCUGCCCCGAUGACUUGAGACUAAUUGCAGAAGAGUUUCUCAUUCAACAAGAUGAUGAUGAUGAAAAGACCGCACCUGAGGGUGGAAGAACGCUCUCCACUUCGAUCACGACCUUGGACGUUGAUAAUAUAAAGGAAGCGCUCGCACCCUUCAAACACGUCCUCGGUGAUCUCAUAGGCGAAGACACUGACGAUGUACCCCUCGAUCUCGUCGAUAUGGGUAAUUCAGAAUUGGAUGUCAAGGACGUCACAUUCGACUUGAUUGGCGCCAUUGGGAAAGACGGUGCCCCAACGGGUGUGGUGGUGGACACAAACAAUAACGACAACAACAAGGACGCCAAAGCAAAGACUGCCGUUUCGCCACCCAAAGGAUUCGGAAAGCCGAGCCAUGGCAAGAACAGCAACAACAAAAAGACCCCUCGGAAGAGAAAAGCAACGCAGACCACUCAAACUGGGUACGAGUAUCUCAUCAACAUGGGCGCAGCCCUGUCAUUUGAUAUGGGAAUCUCCCAAGAGGAAUUGGAAGCUGAAUCCGGCCCCGAUGAAACUCCUGAUGGUGUUCUUCGUGAUGUUCUGCGGUGUGGCAUUCGGUCUUGCGUCGAAAAGACGUUGCAGCGCAUCAACGAUGCAAAUGACAACAAGGCAGACUACAAAAUGGUGCUCAAUGACGUUCAAAUCGAACCCCUAGAGAUGACCGAAUUGGACGAUGGAACGACCAACAUUGUGGCCAUGUACAAGGUUUUGGUUCAUCCGUCUGGACUGCCGUCGGCAUACAUUCGACAAGAUGAAUUCAGCAGAGUCGCGAGACAGGUGCAGCGUAUGGUUAGUGAUGAGAUUGAUGAAGGUGACAUGAGUGUGGCUUGUGCCGCUGCUGCGAGAAAGGAAACUCGUUGGUCGGCAGAGUUUCGCGAGAGGGCGUACGAAGAAUUCCUCUUUCAAGACGAGGAAGAAGACAAAGGAUACGACGAUGACAGGGAAGACGCGAUUGAAGCUGAAGUGAUAUCGCAGUCGAAUGCUGAUGUUUCCGAUGACAGUGCAGAUGAAACGUCUUCUUCCAGGAGUCGAAAGACAGAAAAUGCCGGAAAACAAGAGGACAGGUCGUUGAUCUGGAACUAUAUGGACGAGAGCGCACAGUUUGCUCCAUUUGGAGGUAAACUAGGGCAUCGACUCCUGGAAGCAGUGGAGAAGCGCGCAGAGAAAACUCCCCCCAAAAUGAUUGCGAUUGGUGACGUCCAUGGAUGCAUUGAAGAGCUUCAGGAUCUGCUGCGUCAGUGUGACUACCAUCCUGGCGAUAUGGUUGUUUUCCUGGGCGAUCUUGUCAGCAAGGGGCCCGACAGUGUCAGCGUGGUCGAAAUGGCCAAUGACGUUGGUGCGCUGGGCGUUCGAGGGAAUCAUGAUUUUGAAGUCAUUCGAUGGCACCAAGCAAUCAAAUCAGGAGUCGACCCUCCGGUGGUGGGAUCGGAGCACUUCCACGUGGCGACCUGUUUGUCCCAAGCUGACGUUCAGUGGCUGUACAACCUUCCUUGGUACAUCACCUCGAAAGAGCUAGGAGCUCUGUUUGUUCAUGCUGGUUUUGUUUCCGGCAUACGAUUAGCGAAACAGAAUCCACGUUUAAUGAUGAACAUGCGCAGCAUUUUGCCGGAUGGAACGGUGACAUCAAAGUUUUUCAACAAUUGGCCGUGGGCUCGUCUCUGGGAUGGCCCCCAGACCGUCUACUUUGGACACGAUGCCGAUCGGGGAUUGCAACAAUACGAACAUGCGAUUGGUCUCGACACUGGUUGCGUUUAUGGCGGCCGUUUGACAGCUUGUCUGCUUCCCGAGAAGCGGCUUGUGAGCGUCAGUGCUCGUCGUGAAUAUUUCAAGUAUCGUCGAAAGCACUACGAUUAGGGAGGAGCUGCAUUGUACUCUCAGCCAUGCACGGUCAACACGUGAAAAAACGAAUGUCGCCAGCACGAGAUUGUAUUGAUGACCACAAUGAAUAUUCGGAUGCUUAAAAAGCUUCACGGAGCUAUGGCUCUAGCUAUGCAUUGGGUACGGGUGUCCAGUUCAAUUUUGUCAGCCCUGAAGGACAUGGAGAGUAUGGACAAUCCAACUAAGGUAGCUAGCUAGCUAGCUUGACUUGGGGGUGAAUGGCAUCAACCGGUUCUGUUUUGAAAGAGCUUUCCCAUUGGCCAAGUCGCUCAAAUCAUGUCAUCUACCGGUACCGGUAUGAAGACCACUUGCGGGAGCCCGAGAAGGCAGGAUAAACCCCAACACCAAUAGCUAACUUACGACCUCUUCUAAUGCCGAGAAUGAUGAUAGAAUGAAUGAUCAAUCGACGUCACUUGACUGGAGUGGUCUGGUAUGCUGCCAGGCCAGGUGCCUUCCGUCAGAGAUCCUCCAAUCAAGUGAAACGUUGCAAUGCUGACACUCAUCUUCUGAUCGUCCAAAAGUGAGAAUUCGGAACAUGUGAAUCAGUCCUUCUCGUUGAAAGAGAACAGUUUCAAGCGUUCUCAGUGAAGAAUCAGUGAGAUCAACACGGAUAAUUUGAGUUCGGCGUGCUGGAAAACAGAACCAAGAUGCGUUCGCAAAAAGAAAGCAAUCCACGUGAGAAUCUGGUAAGAAAUCUACAGAGAUCGAAUCUUCGCAUCACCGAGGAGUUGAGAAAUUCUUCUUUGAAAGG